AUGGCUCUGCACGUAUUGUAUCAAAAUGUGCGUGGUUUGCGUACAAAACUACAUACUUUUAAGAUGAAUGUGACAACUUAUUCAUUCGACGUGAUUAUGGUUACGGAGUCAUGGUUAAACGAGGGUGUGUUGGACAGUGAGGUGGUGGAUGAUCAGUACACUAUUAAAAGGGAUGGCGGGGGUGUGUUUGUGAUCGUACGUAACGGGUUGAAUGCAGACCGGUUGCUCGAUUUUGAGAGUGGAGCAGAAGACAUUUGGUUAAAAAUCAAAGUUAAUAAGAAAAACGUUUAUAUGUGUUGUGUGUACAUCGCGCCCGGCAACGACGAGGCUUACUCAAUGUUUGUAAGCAAGUUGGAAUCCAUUAAGGCGAGGAUCCGUGAUUCGGAUGUGUUGUUGAUCUGUGGCGAUUUCAAUUGUCCAUCACUGGGAUGA
Messenger RNA from Coccinella septempunctata (seven-spotted ladybird), 432 nucleotides. RefSeq lists its product as uncharacterized. The transcript has 2 exons. NCBI's taxonomy places the organism in Eukaryota, Metazoa, Arthropoda, Insecta, Coleoptera, Coccinellidae. Gene Ontology annotation, molecular function: catalytic activity. Bases 1 to 432 code for a protein of 143 amino acids. The record is from RefSeq and is a predicted model, not a curated record.